Messenger RNA from Hyaloscypha bicolor E, 408 nucleotides. RefSeq lists its product as uncharacterized. The annotation marks the transcript as partial. The record is from RefSeq and is a predicted model, not a curated record. NCBI's taxonomy places the organism in Eukaryota, Fungi, Ascomycota, Leotiomycetes, Helotiales, Hyaloscyphaceae. The transcript has 2 exons.
GGAGGCGAGGGAGUAGCAUGGGGCAAGAGACUCGUCGAUAUAGCCUCGAUUUUUGUCAAAACAAACGAUAAGCUUCUCAAUAUUCUUGAAAAAGACUCGGAGAUUCUAUAUCAGUACAACUCUAUUAGCGGUGAUUUCGAGACGAAGUUUGCAUACGAGGCCAAAGCCACACUACUAGCUUUGGGUAAGGCCAUGAUCGUCGUUCCAAAGUCCUCUACUGUAGUUCCAGGCCAAGUAGAUGCCGAGCCGAUUGCUAUUAUGGAUAAUCAUAUUAAUAUGGUCAAGUUUGCCGGGCAAAGCAACGAAUUCAAGAAGGUAGCCAGUUAUCUGAAGCUAAUAGUGGAUAAGGCACCUGCAAAGGUGCAGAAAAACUGGUUGACUGAGAGUGGUAUCAAAGCUAGUAAGUGA